CUAGCCCCUCCCACCUCCUCACAAAGAGAACUAGAUAGAAGGCAGGCUUUAACUUUCCCAUGCCUGCUGCUUCUAAGGGCCUUCCCCCUACUCCCCUCUUACACACACACUUACUUCUUCCUCCCACCUCCUCACACAGAGAACUAGAUAGCAGGCAGGAUUUAACUUUCACAUGUCUGCUGUUUCUAAGGGCUUUCCCCCUACUCCCUCUCCCACCUCCUUACACUUAGAAGUAGAGAGCAGAGGGGCUUGAUCGUUCCCCUGGCUGCACCUUAGGGCUUUCCCCUCUUACACGCACCGACACGGAGCUUUCUCCCUCCCACCCCCUGGCACAGAGAGGUAGGUAGCAAGCAGCUUUAGCUUUCCCUGCCUGCAUCUCUCCCCCUCCCCUGUUACACACAGGCACACCCGGGGCUGAAGCUCCCAUGCAGGUAAAGGCACAAAGGCCACUGAAGGGCCAGAAUCACAAGUCACUGUGAUUGGACAGAUUUGAAAACUUUUUUUUUUUUAAGGGAGGCAUUUAAAUUCAAGCCCAGAAGAGGAGAGCAAACAUGGCUGCCCUGUGGACCUGUCAUUGAUUGCAUGAUAAUGCCAUAAAUGUCAUCAUGUCUGUCACCGUCCAUGAAAAUCGCAAAUCACGCACCAGUACAGGAUCCAUGAAUAUCUCAUUAUACCAUAAACUCUCACACUCUGACUGUGUUUUAAACCACCUAAACACCAUGCGAAAACAGCGGCUCUUUACCGACGUGACACUGUGGGCUGGAAACAGAUCUUUCCCCUGUCAUCGCGCGGUGCUGGCAGCCUGCAGUCAGUAUUUUGAGGCCAUGUUCAGCAAUGGCUUGCGAGAGAGCCUGGAUAACACAGUAAAUUUCCAUGACAGCCUUCACCCAGAGGUACUGGAGCUCUUACUUGACUUUGCUUACUCUUCCAAAAUUAUCAUUAAUGAAGAAAAUGCCGAAUCUCUUCUGGAAGCUGGAGAUAUGCUUCAGUUUCAUGAUAUACGGGAUGCAGCUUGUGAAUUUUUGGAGAAGAACCUUUAUCCCUCAAAUUGUUUGGGAAUGAUGAUUUUGUCAGAUGCACAUCAGUGCCAGAGACUGUACGAGCUGUCCCUGAGAACGUGCUUAUCCAAUUUUGCAACUUUGCACAACACCGAAGACUUCUGCAGUCUUUCAAAGGACAUGGUGCUUGACUUGAUCUCCAGCGAUGAACUUGAGAUUGAGGAUGAGCAGGUUGUUUUUAAUUCUGUACUACACUGGGUAAAGGAGGACUUGGACAAAAGGAAGGAUUACUUUCCAGAACUGUUGAGAAAGGUAAGGCUGGCUUUGCUCCCGUCUGAAUUACUGAAGGAAGCUGUGGUUUGCGAGGAUUUAAUUAUUGCAGAUGAGAGGAGCAAAUUAAUCAUGGAUGAAGCUGUUGUCUGCAAGAAGAAGAUACUUCAGAACGAUGGAGUAGUAACAAGUCUGUGCGCCAAACCACGGAAAGCAGGUCACACUUUACUUAUUUUAGGAGGACAGACUUUUAUGUGCGAUAAGAUUUAUCAAGUUGAUCACAAGGCCAAAGAAAUUAUUCCAAAAGCCGAUCUUCCAAGUCCAAGGAAAGAGUUCAGUGCCUGUGCCAUUGGGUGUAAGGUCUAUGUAACGGGUGGACGUGGUUCUGAAAAUGGGGUGUCUAAAGAUGUUUGGGUUUAUGAUACGAUCAAUGAAGAAUGGUCAAAGUCAGCCCCAAUGCUGAUUGCAAGGUUUGGGCAUGGCUCUGCUGAACUGGAGAACUGCCUUUAUGUCGUUGGAGGGCACACAGCAGUUGCGGGAGUUUUCCCAGCCUCUCCAUCUGUGUCAUUAAAACAAGUUGAAAAGUAUGAUCCAUUAACAAAUAAAUGGACGAUGAUGGCACCAUUGAGGGAUGGUGUAAGUAACGCAGCUGUGGUCAGCGCUAAGCUUAAGCUCUUUGCCUUCGGAGGCACUAGCAUACAUCGAGAUAGAGUCUCCAAAGUGCAGUGUUAUGACCCUGAUGAGAACAGAUGGAGUAUUAAAGCCGAAUGCCCACAGCCAUGGCGUUACACUGCUGCAGCAGUGCUAGGAAGUCAGAUUUUUAUCAUGGGGGGUGACACGGAAUUCACAGCAGCUUCUGCAUAUCGCUUUGAUUGUGAAACCAACCAAUGGACAAGAAUAGGAGAUAUGACUGCAAAACGUAUGUCGUGCCACGCGUUGGCUUCAGGGAAUAAAGUGUACGUGGUAGGAGGUUACUUUGGGACGCAGCGGUGUAAAACGUUAGACUGUUAUGAUCCAACUUCAGACUCCUGGAAUAGCAUCACCUCAGUGCCUUAUUCUCUUAUACCGACUGCUUUUGUUAGCACUUGGAAGCAUUUGCCGGCAUGAGCAGGUCUGUAGAAUAAAGAGCUAAACGGAUGCCUUCUAGUUUGUUGGUGCUCUGUCAGUUUCCUGCAUCUGCCUUCAUGGUGCAAAAACACUUCUAGAUCUAGCGGCGUGAUUUAAAGGAAGCUCACCAUCAAAUGAACUUGUAAUUUAUGCAGCUAUGCAAUUGGUCUUAAUCUUUUAUUUCCCUUUCAAUUUUGUGUCUUUCUAGAGUUAAUCUUUAAAUGCUCAGGUCAAUAACCGCGGCCAGGCUGGAAAGGUUACUUGGUUAUUUUUCUCUCUUUCCAGUCCUUCCCGCAUUCAGCCUUGAUUCUGACUUUGAAGUCGGUGCUAGGGUCACUGACCCAUUCAACCAGAUAACAGUAACAGUCAAUAAUAAUACCAGGAUUCUCCAGCUGGGGCCUGCAGUCCAGUGGUGUUCCAGUAGAAAUUGAUGGCCUUUUUAAUUGACUUAACUAUAUGGCAAUUAUUUUUAUUAUAAUCUGGCUCCUGAACAUGUGCCAUGGUGCGCAAUUAGUCCACUGUAUGAAGAAAUUCCGCACUGCUAUCCAUCAUAUUUAACUACUCUUUUAUUAGAGUUUUUUCAUAAUGCUCCACAUAAUGGGAAAACCUGUAAUUUGGUAAUAAAUAUUAAGAGUCUAAUUUUGUUAAUAUAUAACAUGAGAGCAACAAAUAGGGUUUGUGCUGAACAUUCCUUUUGCCUUUUAUUAUAAUCACAAAUUCACAAUCUAUGAUGAUUGUUAUUUCUUGAGCUAAACAGGGCACAUAGGGAAACUGAGGGUAUUCCACGGCCCCGUAUACAACCCCUUACUUACAGCAGAAGUCCACUAUGCGGGCGAAGGGGUAUUACUUGGGCACUGGAUUAGCUUAAGAAAUAAUAAAAAUAUAGAUUUCAGCACAAGCCCUAUUCAUUUCGCUCAUGUUGGACCAUGGAGUACCCUGCCCCUCAAAUAGUGCGAUUAUUCCCUUUCUUUGUGCUACUAUAAAAAUUAAAUUAGGCACAUAUUAAGGAAGUGUAUUGUUACAGAAUGUUAUUUCUUGAUGUUUCAUGCAUGGAAUUAACAAACCCCAAAGCCAUAAAUCAAGUGGUCUCCAA
Messenger RNA from Xenopus tropicalis (tropical clawed frog), 3468 nucleotides. RefSeq names its product kelch like family member 25 (gene klhl25). The transcript has 2 exons. Gene Ontology annotation, biological process: protein ubiquitination; protein catabolic process. The coding region runs from base 606 to 2375 and encodes 589 amino acids. NCBI's taxonomy places the organism in Eukaryota, Metazoa, Chordata, Amphibia, Anura, Pipidae. The record is from RefSeq and is a predicted model, not a curated record. Gene Ontology annotation, cellular component: Cul3-RING ubiquitin ligase complex.